Messenger RNA from Colletotrichum destructivum, 828 nucleotides. RefSeq names its product Putative short-chain dehydrogenase/reductase SDR, NAD(P)-binding domain superfamily. The record is from RefSeq and is a predicted model, not a curated record. Bases 1 to 828 code for a protein of 275 amino acids. Lineage: Eukaryota; Fungi; Ascomycota; Sordariomycetes; Glomerellales; Glomerellaceae. The transcript has a single exon.
AUGUCCAACGUACCCUCGUCAUCGGAACCUUGGUCGUUAAUAGGCAAGACCGCUAUUAUCACCGGCGGAUCUCGUGGAAUCGGCAGCAGGACCGCCGCGUAUUUUGUCCGCAAGGGCCUAAGCAACCUUGCAAUCACAUACGUUUCCAACAAAGCCGCUGCCGACAAGACGCUAGAGCACUGUCGCGAACUAGGAAUUAAGAACGCCGUCGCCAUCCAGGCAGACGCUACAGACAGCACAGUCGGUCCCAGGGUCAUCAAGGAGGUGCUGAGCGGACUGAACGUAACCACGAUCGACAUCCUCGUCAACAACGCCGUCAUCCCAAAUGACAAGACCAGAGACCUCAAGACCCUCCAGGCCGAAGACUUCAACGAGUUGAUGGUCGGCAACGUUUACUUCCCCGUCAGCCUCACCGUCGCCUUCCUUGAGCACGCACCAAAGUACGGGGGACGCGUCAUCAACCUCUCAAGCAUGGCCGGCAAGACAGGCAAUCCCGAGGCCUUUGCGACCUACGGUGCCACGAAGGCUGCGCUCGAAAGCUUCACGCGGUCCUUCGCAGAUUCCUUCUCCUUAAAAACAGGCAUCACUUUUAACAGCAUCUCCGUCGGACCUACGGAGACUGAAGCGUUGCAAGGCGCAAGGGAGGAUUACGCCGGGGAAUACAUUAAGGAACAAAUCAAGCUUAUUACUGCGGCUCCCCGCUCUGGAAGCGUAGACGAUAUUGCGUACAUUAUUGGUUUCCUGGCGAGUGAGGAGGGACGAUGGGUAAACGGUGCCUUGAUCCCCGCCAACGGAGGACACAAGAUGACUCUUGCUCUGUUUGGCUAA